Cricetulus griseus (Chinese hamster) is the source of this 1280-nucleotide messenger RNA. It is a transcript of the gene Fut6a, whose product is annotated as alpha (1,3) fucosyltransferase 6A. Gene Ontology annotation, cellular component: membrane. Gene Ontology annotation, molecular function: alpha-(1->3)-fucosyltransferase activity. The record is from RefSeq and is marked provisional. Lineage: Eukaryota; Metazoa; Chordata; Mammalia; Rodentia; Cricetidae.
GCCAUGGAUGUACCCCGAGCAGCCAAGGGACAGUGUCCCUGGCGUCCGUGCCUCAUAGGGCUGUUGCUGCAGCUGCUGUUUGCUCUGUGCUUCUUCUCCUACAUCCGAGUAUCCCAUGACCAACCUGGCCCCCCUGCUCCUCGGAGCUUGUACCCCCAAGCAGAUGCAGUCAUCUUCCACCACCGAGAAAUCAGCCCCAACCCCAGGUCACUGCUGCCAAGUCAGCCGAGGCCGCCAGGCCAGCGCUGGGUGUGGUUCAGCCUGGAGUCACCCAGCCACUGCAGCAGGCUGUCAGCCCUGGAUGGACACUUCAACCUAACCAUGUCCUAUCGCAGCGACUCUGACAUCUUCACACCCUAUGGCUGGCUGGAGCCGUGGGCAGAGCCUCCAGUCCAAACCCAGGUCAACAUGUCUGCCAAGACUGACCUGGUGGCCUGGGCUGUGUCCAACUGGAACCCCAAGUCGGCUCGGGUGCUGUACUAUCAGAAGCUUCAGAGUCACCUCCAUGUGGACGUGUAUGGCCGAGGACAUAUGCCCCUUUCCCGAGGGGACAUGAUGGGGACGCUGGCCAGAUACAAGUUUUACCUGGCGUUUGAGAACUCACUUCACCCAGAUUACAUCACAGAGAAGCUGUGGAAGAAUGCUCUGGAGGCCUGGGCUGUGCCCGUGGUCCUGGGGCCCAGCAGGAAGAACUAUGAACGCUUCCUGCCCCCUGAUGCCUUCAUCCACGUGGAUGACUUUGAGAGCCCAGCAGACCUGGCUCAGUACCUGCAGAAGCUAGACAAGGACAGCCAGAGCUACCAGCGCUACUUCCGCUGGAGGGAGACGCUCAGGCCUCGCUUGUCUAGCAUGGCCCUUGCCUUCUGCCAGGCAUGCAGGCAGCUGCAGUGGGACCAGAGGUACCAGACGGUCCACAGUGUGGCCUCUUGGUUCCACUGAGGUGGCUGGCCAGAGUCCUGCAGGCAGUGUCCCACUCGAAAGUCAUCCUCUGUCGCCCCUGGUGCUAGACACUCCCUUGAUGAGCAUCUCAGCUGCUCAGAGCCUUGAUUCUGGGGUCUUCAUCUUUGCUCACUGGGGAUGUGAGUUCCCAGAAGCCUGAGCUGUAUCGAGAGACCCUGCUGCUGACACACUCUACUUCCCAGAGCCCCACCCUCUCCCACUGGUGGGUGGUGGGUCUGCCUCAAUUGCUCCUGGUGCACGACAUAAGUAACGUCUGAGGUGCUUGCAGGGAUGUGGUACUGUCACAGUGAUCCAGAUGAGACCUUAUUCUGUCAGUCUCA